AUGGAGAACGGCACAGAGGGCAAGAACUUCUACAUCCCCAUGAACAACAGGACGGGGCUUGUGAGGAGUCCUUUUCACUAUUCACAGUAUUAUUUGGCGGAUCCAUGGCAAUUCAAACUGCUUGCUCUUUACAUGUUCUUCCUGAUUUGCACUGGCUUCCCCAUCAAUGCUCUGACACUGUUGGUCACAGCUCAGAACAAGAAGCUACGGCAACCUCUCAACUUCAUCCUGGUCAACUUGGCUGUGGCUGGACUGAUCAUGGUCUGCUUUGGGUUCACAGUCACCUUUUAUACUUCCCUCAUGGGCUAUUUCUCCUUGGGACCAAUGGGUUGUGCUAUUGAAGGAUUCAUGGCUACACUUGGAGGUCAAGUGUCUCUGUGGUCUCUCGUGGUUCUAGCUAUUGAGAGAUACAUUGUGGUCUGCAAACCCAUGGGUAGCUUCAAAUUUACAGCCACCCACGCUUCAGUUGGCUGUGCAUUCACCUGGAUCAUGGCUUUCUCCUGUGCUGUUCCUCCUCUGGUUGGCUGGUCAAGGUACAUUCCUGAGGGUAUUCAGGUCUCCUGUGGACCUGACUACUACACUCUGGCUCCAGGCUACAAUAACGAAUCAUUCGUUAUGUACAUGUUUAGCUGCCACUUUUGUAUUCCCGUCUUCACCAUCUUCUUCACUUAUGGAAACUUAGUGUGCACAGUGAAGGCGGCUGCAGCCCAGCAGCAGGACUCAGCAUCCACCCAGAAAGCUGAGAAGGAAGUGACACGCAUGUGCAUCCUGAUGGUGAUGGGCUUCCUCGUGGCCUGGACCCCAUACGCCAGCUUUGCUGCAUGGAUCUUCUUCAACAAGGGAGCUGCCUUCUCAGCUACAGCCAUGGCUGUCCCUGCCUUCUUCUCAAAGAGCUCAGCAUUGUUCAAUCCUGUGAUCUAUGUGUUGAUGAACAAACAGUUCCGUAACUGCAUGCUGACCACUGUUGGAAUGGGCGGUAUGGUGGAGGAUGAGACCUCAGUUUCAACCAGCAAGACAGAAGUAUCCUCUGUCUCUUAA
This is a messenger RNA of Seriola dumerili (greater amberjack), 1038 nucleotides long. RefSeq names its product green-sensitive opsin. The record is from RefSeq and is a predicted model, not a curated record. Gene Ontology annotation, molecular function: G protein-coupled receptor activity. Gene Ontology annotation, biological process: phototransduction; visual perception; G protein-coupled receptor signaling pathway. Bases 1 to 1038 code for a protein of 345 amino acids. Gene Ontology annotation, cellular component: photoreceptor outer segment; membrane. The transcript is spliced from 5 exons. NCBI's taxonomy places the organism in Eukaryota, Metazoa, Chordata, Actinopteri, Carangiformes, Carangidae.